ACAGCAAACGCUUCUAGAGGAGCCAAAGUGGUUAGCUUUUCGAAAACAGGGAUCCCGAUUGUUGAGAAUAAGGAUUCUCCUACUUCUACGUCUUUCUUUGGUAACGGCUCAGAAUCGAUAUCCCCAACGCGAUCACUCCCCUUUAACAUCACUCCUGGUGUUUUAAACUUUAGCUUUGUCGAGUCAGUUUCUCCUUCUCCAUUUUCUACUAUGACAACAUCAUCUUCU
Messenger RNA from Caenorhabditis briggsae, 228 nucleotides. Lineage: Eukaryota; Metazoa; Nematoda; Chromadorea; Rhabditida; Rhabditidae. The transcript is spliced from 2 exons. The record is from RefSeq and is a predicted model, not a curated record. The annotation marks the transcript as partial.